Molecule: messenger RNA, 3460 nt
Organism: Strongylocentrotus purpuratus (purple sea urchin)
Lineage: Eukaryota; Metazoa; Echinodermata; Echinoidea; Camarodonta; Strongylocentrotidae
Exons: 5
Coding region: 362-1633 (423 amino acids)
Cellular component (GO): plasma membrane
Molecular function (GO): protein binding
Source: RefSeq, a predicted model, not a curated record
CAUCAGCUGGACUUCCCUUUCAUAAUGACCAUUCUCUUUUCUCUCUGCCCACACCCCUUGUCCCUCGACCAUUCAAAAGCGAGAUGAAAAGGCCAGCAGGAUACUUGACAAAAAGAUGACCAUUCAUAGCCUCACACAUAUAAAAACCAACUCUGCGCACCAGCUUCGCUCUCAGAUCACGAUUUGGCGCCUGCGAUGUCAACUUGGAUUUUUGUAACAUAAAUUUUACCGUCUGCACUUCACGAUCUGUUUUAACUCCGUGUAUAUGCAGAGUCAGUUAUGUUUGCAUGAAUUUUGCUGGUAAACAUACCUCAUUCGAUUUCGUCCCUCAUUCUCUCCGUGGAUAUAUUCUUCUUUAGAAAUGUUUGGAUCAAGUGUGUUCGAUAGUUCCACACGCCUCGCUGUUCCAGUCCUUACCUUUUUGGCGAUAGUUUCAUCAGCUUUUGGAUACAAUGCAACAUUCUUGCAACGAGAGGUCAACGGCAAAUGCAAUCAUCUCGCCCACCAUAGCAACGGCCGCAUCAUUUCGCACCUGGGUACCACGCACUAUGCCGACAACAAGGAUUGCCAGGUGACGAUUAGCGUCGCGCCGGGGAAACGACUCUUCCUCAGGUUCGACCGAUUCGACAUUACCGACUCGGUGAAUUGCUUUCAGGAUGAAGUCUUGGUCUACGAUGGAACGACUAUCUCAAGCCCCAUGUUGACGGGCCGUCUCUACGGGCUGUGUGGAUCACUGCCCCGUCAGUACAGGACCAUGCAUUCCAGCAGCAACGAGGUCACCGUCAGGUUCAUCACCGAUGACGUCACGUCGGACAAUCAGGGCUUCGCCAUCUCGUACGUCAGCUAUGUGCCCACCAGUGCCGCUGACGCAAGUGAUUCGAACAACUGCUUCGCCUGCCGAGAAAGUUCGAUGUGUAUUGAUCGUCAUCUAAUGUGUGAUAACCUAUGGCACUGCCCUGAGGGCAGCGACGAAUCAUUUCAACUAUGUUACGAAUCACCUGAUAGUGUAGAGGAGUCAAGUGGUCAUGGCUGGUUGUCAUGGACGGGGACCCAUGUCGCCAUGGCCUUCGCCGUCGCCGCCGUUCUCUUCAUCAUCUCCUCGUUGAUCUUCUGCUGCUGCUGCCAUCAACCGUCAUCCGAAACACUCGACGACUCGAACCCGCAGGUGAUCACCGACGCUAACAUGUACUACAUGCAGCAAGCCAAGCCCGAUGUCGCCUCCAGCGCACCGCAAGCCAACCACGGGAAAAACGCACCACGCAGCCGCAACUCGAGCAACUACACCGAGCACCGAUAUGACGUCGUCAACGCCGAAGCAUCGGACGCUAUGAUUGGCUUCCCGUCCGUGAGCGAGCCGAGUGCGCUCAACACGGCGAAUUCUGAUUGGUGGGAAGUACGCCGCAGCUGCGGAGACGGCUGCCAAGCGGGAAUGCCGACGAGCUACGAGGUUUACGAACACCAUCAUCAUAUGUAUCCAAACUGCGUCGAGUAUGAAUCGGAGACGACGUCACCGCUCACGCAAGAGUAUUACGUCCCAAACAUGUCGUUUAUUGAGCAACAAGAAUUGAGGUGGCAGCAUUUGACGGGCCAGCACCACACGCGCGUUUCCUUGCCCCCAGAAGGAGGUCAUUGAGCUGCAGUAAAUCUUUACGCAGACAGUAACAUUUAUAUCGAUAUUGUAUAUUGGUAUCGGCACAUCCCUCUUUAAAAAACGGGUCAGUUAGAUAAAUGACAACAGGGUAUAACACUAUGGCAACACGUCGUAUCAUGUAUCACUCAGAGAGGGCAGAGUAUUCAGGUAUUUGUUGUGCGAAACGUUCGUUUAUAAAUUCACGGCGAUAAGCCAUGUUUGGUCAAUAUUAUGAAUGCACACAUUUGACGUUUACAUUGUAUCAUUUACGUAGCCACUCGCACAAACAUGAUACUACAUAGUGGGAAAAGAUUUAAAUAUUAACAGUACAAAGUCCGGUUGGUAUGUGAAUUAUCAUGAUUCAAUUCUCUUGUCAUAGCUGAUCAAAUUUACAUGAUGUUUCGAUUAAUCAUCUAUGACAAGUUUUUUUGGAUUAGUGCUAUGUAGCAUUAUCAACCUCAACAUUUUCACAUAUUUAUAUAUGUCAAUCACAGACAAUAAUCACAUCGAUCUGGGACUUGCAUGCUAGAAAAUUGCAAUGUGAAACGAAUUAUGAAUGGUGUAUGUCCUAAACUGUAAUAUUAUGGAGGUUAAUCGGACAGGGAAGAUUAAAAUAUGCUCGGCCAUCCGGUAGGUAAGCCAAAUGACAAGAGAUUUUAAUAUUAAAGCAAAACAUUCGUAUAUACGACACUUUAAGUUGCCACUUACACAUCAGUCACACCGCAAAACCGACUCCACGCCGACCUCAAACCUACUCCAAACCGACUCCACAAUGACUCCACAUAAACUUCACACCGACUGCACACCGACUCCAUACCGACUCCAUACCGACUCCAAACCGACUCCACUGACUCCACACCGACUUCACACCGACUCCAUACCGACUCCAUACCGACUCCAAACAGACUCCAAACCGACUCCAUACCGACUCCAAACCGACUCCAUACCGACUCAAACUGUCUUACUCUUUGCCAUGUGUAAUGGAAUGUUUGAUCGGUCCGUUGUCGGCAUGGUGUCGUUCUUGUUGGUUUGCUUGAGGUAUGAAACAAAUGACAACUUUGAAAAAGGUUUGUUCAUACUAAUACAACACCAGGAUUUUUUUUUAAAUCUCAGUCACACCGCCAUACCAAAUCCACACCGGCAUCGUUCUCGCCAUUGGUAUAAAUGUAAGUUUUUGUUCGGGGGGGGGGGGGGGUUGUCGGUUUGGAGUCCGUCUUGUCGGUGUGACUGAGGUAGACAUUGCACGUUUAGGGGUGAAACAAUGCACCCAGUUAUCAUGGUUACAGCUACAGGAUGAAACCUUUUGCACCCUUAUGGGUGCAUCUUCGCACCCCUACAGUGCACCUAGUUUGCCCCUUGUGAGGUGAAAACUUUCCACCCUUUCAGAAUAAAACUCAUGUGUCCAUGUAUAAUAAGUGGGAUGAUUACAACCAUUGUGAUAAGUUGAACAAUCUGGUCUCAAGUUAUGUCAUUAUUUUGUCAACAUAAUUAUUGUCGACAGAACUACCCUCUUUUACUGAAUAAUUUUACCCGACUUGCUUUAACAGUGUAUUGUAAUUCCAUUUCAAAAAUGUUAUGUGAGUCAGGUCGUAGGGUGGUUUUAAUGCCUAGGUCUCGAUGUCCUCAAUUAGUCAUCUAAAUCGUCGCGGUGUAGCCACCCACACAACUGACACACUUAAUCCCAAAUAACAAAUGUUUGCACCUUUUUAAGUGAAAGAUUAUGAUGACAAUGCUAUUAUAAUACAAUGCAAUUUCAAAGUUAUAAUGUGUUAUUUUGAAAUAUAUAAGUAUAUUGUUAUAUGUGAAAUAAAUAUAUAUAAUGCCAGUAUA